Gaeumannomyces tritici R3-111a-1 is the source of this 4268-nucleotide messenger RNA. RefSeq lists its product as hypothetical. Gene Ontology annotation, biological process: regulation of DNA-templated transcription. The record is from RefSeq and is a predicted model, not a curated record. The coding region runs from base 1213 to 3468 and encodes 751 amino acids. Gene Ontology annotation, molecular function: zinc ion binding; DNA-binding transcription factor activity, RNA polymerase II-specific. The transcript is spliced from 3 exons. Lineage: Eukaryota; Fungi; Ascomycota; Sordariomycetes; Magnaporthales; Magnaporthaceae.
UGUACCAUCAGCGAGGGAAAGAAAGGAUAAAAACCCACCCAGUAACAGGGGGGUUAAAACUGGAGAUCACAAGGGUAAUGAAAAAGGGGGUCACGUAAUGGCAUAAAGUCACUGCCAUUAUUGAAGUUGGUGAAAGAAGAAAAGAAAGAAAGAAAUCGAGAAAAGCUUUAAAGGACGAAAAAUUCCCGAAGUCUCGUAACAUACCAAAACCCUUGCGAUCUCCAGUUUCAAACCCCCUGUUACCCCCUUGUUACUGGGUGGGUUUUUGUCCUUUGUUUGUUGGCUUCCCUGGUCUGGACCAAACCGGGCAGCUUGCUGUUGGAGAAGAGACCAGGCUCGCCUCCAGAUUCUUCCCCUCUGAUCGAGGCUGCCAGGCUGCCGUGUUGGCAAGGGACUCGACGUUGAGGCAGGAACGACCCCGCUUGACCAGAAGGUCCCCUCUCUCCAGGCUUGGUCUCCGGUCUUGGUCCCCAGUCUUGGUCCCCAGUCUUGGUCUAGAGUCUUGGCCGCACGGGUGGUGCUUCUCGCCGCCCGCCCUCAUCCUUCCCGAUCGGAUCGAUGCCAGCCCUCCCACUGCUGCGCGCCACCAAUCCAUGCUGUGACAUGCAUGUGAGCGAGGCCUGCCCGCGGCCGAGAAAUGCAUUCAGCCAACAAGCAGGCUGAGCAGCUCUGCGGCAAAGAAGAGUGCGGGCGCAUCUGCUACACACCAUGUCAGCAAGACCCCAUCCCCUCCCCCAACUGACGCACCCUUGCCUGCCCUUGCCUGCGCCCAGUUUCGGACCCCUCGGCCGCGGAUCUGGCCCGUCUGGAAUAAAACACCUGGGGUCUGGCGUCGCCCGCCUCGUCCGAACCAACUGCACUCGCCUGUGCAAGUCGAGAGGGCCAAACAAGCCAGCUGAACCGCAAAGAAAGAACGGGAAACCGUCCCACCUGAGCACUGCCACCUGCAGGGACCGCGUCUUUCAAUCCAGCCCUUGGGGUCAAUCUUGGUCCAAAUCACGAUCGAAACCGGCUGCCAACACCGACAUCAACAUCGACGCCGCUGGACGGAUUUGUCUUGUCUACAGCCUCUCCGCCGCAACCUUCUCUGCCUAGGCUGCUGCUCUCUUGCCUCGGUCCGCGAUCACUUGGGCUAGCUCCCAUUUUAGAGUGCCCUUAGCCUCCCUCCGCCUUGGCUCCCGAGUGAAGCACUCGCAACAACCGACCGCCGCCAUGGGACGUGCCCCGACGAGUGGCAACUGCCACACAUGCCGCAUGCGCCGCGUCAAAUGCGACCGCGCCCGUCCGACCUGCGAGCGCUGUAUCAAGGCCGGAUACGAAUGCAAGGGCUACGAGACGGUCCUCCGCAUCCAGAGCCACUCGGUCGUCGCCGGCGCGAAGCCCGGCACCGCCCGCCUGGCCAAGAUCCAGACCGUCUCCUCCUUCCCUGCCACCGGCCCCGAUGAGACACCCAUGUCGUCGGCCAAGGCCAAGCGCCAGCAGCAACAGAAACAGCUGGUCCGCGCAAGGCAAGCCGCCGCCGAGCAGGCCCAGCGGCAGCGGCCCCAGAGCCAGUCCUCCGUUACCAGCAGCUCCGACAGUCGCACCCGCAGCUCCCGCACCGCCAGCUCUUCCCCGCCGCCCGAGCUGUCCCUGACCGGCUUUGUUGAUGACAUUGCCUUUUCCUACUUCUUCGAUUCGUAUGGUUGGAUCAACAUGCACAGCAUAAUGCUGCAAGACUCGGGCAUCCGCAACGCUCUCUCUGACGGCAACAUGGCCCACGACAGCCUGCGCGCCCUCGCCUACGGUCUGCUGGGCAAGGACCGUCACAUCCAGAGCCUCCAGUCGCAGGGCGCCCGUCUGUACGGCAGCACGCUCAGUAAGCUGCGCGCCAAGCUGUCCACCCAGAGCAAGGACGAGCUCGCCUCCCUGAUUAAACCAAUUGCCAUUAUGGGCUCGUACUUGAUCUCGGUCGAGAACGAUUUGCGUUUCACCCAUCACCGCGGCUUGUCUCGUAUACUAGAAUACUGCGGACCCGAGUACUUCCAGUCGCCUUCGCUUUUACCCGUGUUCGACUCGUGCCGCUUGACCAUGAUCUCAAACAGCAUUGUCCGUCGGACACCGUCCUUCUUGGCCAAUGAGGAGUGGAAGACGGUCCCUUGGGCCAAAGCGCCACAUCUCAAAACCUGGACCAGCAAGCUGCUCGACCUGAUGACCGAAAUACCCACCGUGAUCUCGGGGGUUCUCAAUCUCAUGGGCAAUCGCAUAAUGUGGUACAACGCUGGCUUCCCGACUGAGCGCGCCGAGGACCCUGACGUCGUCCCGUCCCUGCAACGACGCGUCGAAGUGCUCAAGGAGAAGCUCGCAAACUGGCGCAUCCAAUGGGAAGCUGCCCACCCGGACCUGGCUGCCAAGGCGCUAGCCUGGGCCUUCAACCUGACCGACGAUGACCAGUACCGCCCGGGCGUAAUGGGCUUCGUGGGUCCCGACUUGUACGACCAUUCGGUCCUCAACGGCUCCAGCAUCCCACCACCGGCCUUCCUUCGGCGAGACCAGGCUACCUUUACGCUCAUGCAGGAGGUGACACUGUACACGACGGUGCUGAUCUGGACUGCCCGCUUGACAAAGUACCUUGCCGGCGCUGCUCUAUCGCACACCAACAUCGACUUUUACAACUCGGCCUUCUCUACUACUUGCACCUGCUGCACCUCCAAACUUGCCGACAUGUGCGACACGGUCCCGGAAUCCGACGCCGACGUCAUGCACGUGAGUGUUCAGAACCCAGACAUGUCGUGGAACGUCACCGCAGCCCGCAUCGCUAUCGCCCCUGUUAGGGUCUCGUCCUCGGACGCGAACCCCGUGACCCUCAUCCCCGUAUCACCCUCACCAUCGCCCGAGAGGGAUAUUGGGCACGAUAGCCCGCCCCGCAGGGAAGACCAGGAGAUGGGCCCGGAUCAACCUCUAUAUGUCAGGUCGUUGCCCCUGCUCCCAUCGUCUCCACCUCAGCAGCAUUUUCCCCGAUCCCCGCCGCUGGAAGCCCCAUCGCCCCACAAUGGUCGGCAGCAGCAGCCAGAGAGACACCGCCACGACUCUGUCUUCAUCGACGGCGUUGUUCAGACGUCGGAGCCGACCCUACCUACUCCUCCAUCCUCGGCCACCUUCGUCGGCGGCAAGGGGGGAUUUCCUCAACGCGCGGCGGCGGCGGAGCCCCAGACCCCGCUCAACUCUGUCAAGACGAACCCGCCCAUGCUGCUGCCGGGCGAUGUUCGCUUCAUCAGCCAGCUGCGCAUUCUCAGCUGGCUUACAGAUUGUUUGCCCGCCAGCCGACCUCAGGUGCUCACCACCCUUGCGUCCAUCGGACUUGGCCAUUGUGGCCACGAUGUCCGUCCCGUCGACGGUCUACCUGAAGUGGCCAAUGUCGUCCGCAAGGCCUUCUCCCGCACAAACUUUGAGAACGCCGACCACGUCCUGCUGAGGAGGUACCGCUAAAGUACGGCCUACGGCAGAUUGGCGCGCAAGCCCGGCCGCCAUUUACUCUAUCUUGAUUACCGACUUGCUUUCUAUAUGCCCUAUCAUUUCUUCUUCUCUAUCUUUUUCACUUUGUCUUCAAUCUGAUGCUGGGUCAGCGGAUGGCAACGGAUUUGGUUGGUACGGAUUUGUUCUGACAUGGGUGUCGACGACUGGGUGUGCAAAGCGUGAUAGCAAAAUCGGGUCUCGGGACGCAAUAAUUGGAUAGCCGUGUUUUACUUUGAUUUUCUCAGCGGGCAAUUCUGGGUUUUCACUGCGAUUUGGUUUUGUCCGUGUGGCUCCUUGGCUUUUCUCCUUAUUUUUCUUUAUUAGGCUUGGACCUCGUCGACGGCGGUGCGCUUGUUUCAAGCACCUUUUCUCUGGCGGUUCACAUCCCAGUCAGUGUCUGGUCUCUCGUUUGAAGCAUGUUUUCUUUGCCCUCGCCACCACACUCAUUUUGCUUUCUCGUUUUGAUGUGUGAAGGAUGGAAAUCCCGUUCUUACGGCUAAAAUACGCCAGUUCUCAUAAACGCCAAGUACAGGUGCAAUCAUUCGCUCCAACACCUCCUGGGUAGGCAGUCUCUGCCUGGUGCAUACUUUUGGCCGUUUCUGUGGUGAGCUUGUAUAUUGCGAUAGUAUGUUGAAAAAGGCAAGCCGUUACUGCAAAGCUUGUUGUACGCUCGCAAUGUGCACGUUCCUCUUCGUUGAGCCCAGUUAGGAGUAAAGGCGCCAUAUAAAAAGAGUUUUCUUCCGUCUUCUAUAUGCAAAUGAAUUCGUUUCACC